Messenger RNA from Papaver somniferum (opium poppy), 3705 nucleotides. RefSeq lists its product as uncharacterized. The transcript is spliced from 6 exons. The record is from RefSeq and is a predicted model, not a curated record. Bases 1712 to 3004 code for a protein of 430 amino acids. Lineage: Eukaryota; Viridiplantae; Streptophyta; Magnoliopsida; Ranunculales; Papaveraceae.
GUUCAAUCCAUUGGGUUAAAAAAAAACAGUUUUCUUUCUGUAUAAAUUUCCCAAGUCGCAAUGUGUAAUAUCUUUAAAAAUUUAUGGGAUGCUUGAAUCUGAGACAUAAGUGCAGUUAGCAUUUGUGUUUGGCUUCGCCUUAGUCUAGGUUUCCUUAGUAUCAUUUUACGGCUCCUAUCCAAGUGUAGGUCCCCAAAAAUGUAAACCAUGCGAUCAAACGCGUGUCACCUUUUUGGGAAGUGUUUAUUAUCUUUAAGGGAAUGAAAAAUUCUUCUUUUGAUCGGUACAUCUUUCUCUGGCUAUGUAGUAGCCACACAAAACAGAAUGAAAGUUUAUCAUAAUUUCUUUCGAGAGCAUAAGAGAAAAAACUAUUAGCUAAUGAUAAUUGAGAAGGGUUUGUUGGAUUUAUGUCGUACUUUGGUACCAUAGAAAUGUCCAAGAGAACAAGUUAUUGUUGUUGAUUUUGGUGGUGGUUGGGGGUUGAUUAAUGAGUAAUCUGAGUUAUGAAAUAUUUGGAGAGUUGGGUUGUUGUUAAACUUUCAUUUGCAGGUGAAAAAGUUGUAAGAAGAAUUGAAUACAACAAGGAAAAACAUACCUCCAUAUACCAGCAGGUCUGCGGAAUAGGUGUUUGAGAAAAAGUCUCAAAGAACGCUAAAGGAUUUAGUUGAUGGAAUUUCCAUAUAAUCUCUAUGGAGGUUGAAAGGUAUUUUGAUGACAAAGAUGGGAGGUCAAUCACCAAAUUUCCAGACAUAUGAGACUUAUGAAGAAGCCUACGCGCAAGGGUCCGAGGACCUCUUCGUCAACUGAUCCGCCUCCGCCGAUGGAUUAUCCUGAUGCUACGCCAUCUCCGCCUCCUGAGGACACUGAGAUACCUGCUGGUACGGAUGCGGCUAUGAUUCCUAAGGAUGCUGAGGAUUCUGGGGUUGAAGAAGUUGUUGUUGAGGACCUUCUGCCUCCUCCUCCUCAUUAUGAGCUUCAUAGGUUUCAAUUGCGUGACAAGGAUAACUUUGCUCAUUUGUCCAUAGCCGAGAUCACCAAGUAUUUUCGUCUUCAUAAGUUCAAAUCUCCUUUGUUGAUGGUCCUGGUGUUCUCACCUAGUCCUUGAUCCUGAGUUUUCCUUAUGAUGAAAAUAACCUCUUAAUCAGUGUUGGUCAGUUGGCUGCUGGUAUGCUCCUCCCUUUGUUUAGUAGAAAGGAUCCCUUAUACUACGACGUCUUGUCUUCCAGGGAUGACCCGGUAAAUAAGACUCAGGUCUGAGGAGUUAUACAAUAUACUGGAAUUUUUUGGCGUUCCCUUCGCGAAAGCUGGUACCGUAGCAAGGGUAAAACAACCCUGGAGUCCUAUGAUCCCUUUGCCGAGAGGAGAUCUAAGCGAGAGGAUUAUACCCCCGCCAACUUCAAUGCUACGUAUGCUGAUGCUAUCCAGAAUAGUAAUCUUCUUCCUUAGAGUGUUGGCCCUCGUCGUAUUCAUGUUACUGUCAGGCAAAUCCGGGAAGGCAAUAGCCUUCGUCUAUUGGAGGAGAUUGAUAAGACUGGUUUGACUGUCAUCCCUUACUCUGCCAAGCUACCUCUGCCGAAGUAUGACCGCAUUCGUCUUUACCAUGAUGAUCGUUGGGCCCGUACCCCUCUUCGUGUGGUGGGUCCCUGGGCCUAUGGUUUUACUACUGCUGAUCCUCAUGUACCCCGCAUAGAUUUCGCUAUACCCGAGAAGUAUGAUGGAUAUCAGCCUUGGGUCUUCAACCCUGCUGCUUCUCACGAGUCUGCCCCUACUGCCCCUGCUUCGUCUGCUGGCUGGUCCGGGCUCUGCUGGUAACUCUGUGGCUACCAGGACUAGGAAGAGGAAGGCUUCAGUUGACGCAGCUACACCAACACCUGCGGAGUCUUCCAAGAGGAAGGGCAAGUUGAAAACUGUGAUUGAUCUUGAAGCUUCAUAUGAGGAUCCCAAGGCUACCGAGGAGGUGCCGGAUGAUGAAGUCAUGGGGGAUAUUGAGGAUACCGGCCUCAGCCCUCAUUUGAAUGAUAUUGAGGAAGAUUUUUCCAAGGAUAUCCUCAGUCAUGUUCGUGCUGGUUCGGUGGAGGGUGAAAAUCUCCUUUCUGGUAGUGGUGCUCAGUUGAUCAACCCUGUUAGCGUUCAAGCUCCUGUUCCUGCUUCGUCUUUGAAGAUGCCUUCGUUUUGUGACCCUAGCGGAACGUUGCAUGUUGUCUCGGCUACUGCUGAAGCUGCUGUCGUAGCUUCCAAGAGCCUUCCUUCAUCUCCUUCUACUUCGCUUCAGUCUAGUGGUUCAUUUGCAAAGGUUGUUACCCCCGUGGUGAGGGUUGGUAGUUCAGAUUCUCAACCGAAGAAGAAGGUUGUGAUUUCACUAGCUAGCUUCUCCUUCAAUGCUACGCCAACAUCAUUGGGGAGCGCUCAGUUUGUUUCUACUACCCCUGCUAGCAAAGUUGUUGGACCUCUGCCUUCGUCACCAGAUUGGACUAGACUGGGUAAUCUUCCUUCUGCUGGUGAUAUGGACUUAGGCGGUGCUCAUGCUUUCCCUUCGGUUCCUAGCUCAUCCACCAUGUCGUCUCUUCGUCGUGGUGACGGCUCAGCAGUCAUGCCUCUUGUUCGUUCUCAAGUGUUUGAGGGAGUUGUUGUUGAGCCUAGCCAGGGUAAGCUGUCUGAGAACUUGAGCCUUGGUAGUUCUGAUGGUGCCAUUCUCGAAGCCGUCUUGCGGGACUCUAAGAGUCCUUUUCUGUUGGGGUUGAUCACCAUUGUCUUGGUAGUUCUUUUGAGGUGGAUUCUCAUCUGGAUGUGCUAUCUGCUCAGUAUCAUGCGGCUAAAGAGUUGUUCUUUGACCCGGAUUGCCUCCGCUCUAGUCAGAUCUUUGGUGAGAUCCGUAGGGGUAGCAUCCAGGAGAUGGAGGAUUUCAUGGACACCUACGCCGAUUUCUUCCCUCGCCUCUCAGCAUUCUCAAUCGAUGUUGGCUAUACCUUAUUUAAGGUUUAUAGAGCUAAGUGUACUCAUUUGAGUGCUCUAUUGGAACGUACCCGUCAAGAACAUGCCCUUGUUGUCUCAUAGCAACCUUCGUCUAGUAAUGCUGCUACUGCUGCUAAGAUAUCUUCGUUGGAGGACGAUCUGAGAAAUACUCAGAGAUCCCUGGAGGCUUGUUUGUUGGCUCUUGAAGAAUGCUGCCAAAGUCGCUGAGGAUGGUCGUAAAGCUGCCGACUCUGCCUUAGCUGCUGAAUCUUCCAAAGUCAUAGGUCUCCAGGAGCAACUGAUGGGUGCGAAUACCAAUAUUACCCGUCUUGAAGGCCAGAUAUCCUCGUUGGAGAUUUCUCGCCAAUUUGAUGCUGCUGCUAAGUUUAAGGCCGAGGCGCUUCAGCAAGCUAACGAUCAUCUUAGUGCUCAGAUGAUGGAGCUUCGUCAAAAGUCGGCUUCGGAUCUGGAGGUUCAAGCUUCUCAGAUGAAGGUGCAGUUCGAGCAUUCGGCCAUUGAUUAUAUCAACAAUGACUUUGCAGAGGCUGAGCUCCAAGCCGAAGGAGUUGUCUUUCCUCGUCUUCCUUAUCCUUGAUGUGAUAUGUUUCUUUUAAAUGAACUCUUUGUUGUGUUAUGCCCCCAGCUGAGGGGCCUUUGUUAUCUCCUUUCCUUGAAACAAUGCUUUGUUACGAUGUGAACCUUUGUUAUCUGCAACUUUUAAGACAUGUUAGUCGUAUUUUGGUAAUAUUAUUA